Molecule: messenger RNA, 4166 nt
Organism: Poeciliopsis prolifica (blackstripe livebearer)
Lineage: Eukaryota; Metazoa; Chordata; Actinopteri; Cyprinodontiformes; Poeciliidae
Gene: cnnm2b
Product: cyclin and CBS domain divalent metal cation transport mediator 2b
Exons: 8
Coding region: 198-2753 (851 amino acids)
Biological process (GO): transport; magnesium ion homeostasis
Cellular component (GO): plasma membrane
Molecular function (GO): magnesium ion transmembrane transporter activity
Source: RefSeq, a predicted model, not a curated record
CGGACACAGAGAGAGGCACGAGUUGGCCUGUAAGCCUGCGCUGGCUGCUUCUCAGUGUCGGGCACGUAGUGGGAAAGAGCAGGUCCCGAUGCACAAGUCACGGCAGCCCUGGGCGGAGAUGAAGGCGGACUCCGACUGGCUCUGAUUUUUCAAAGCCCUUUUCAUUCAGGAGCUCGCUUGCCCAGGCGGUCAUCGGUAUGGCAGAUCCUUUAUCCCCGGGACCCAACAUUGCAAAAAUGGCGUCACUCAGCCGGGUCCGAGCUUUGGCGAUGAUUUUCUUAACUGUCACUGGCUGCUGUGUCACCCCGACGAGUGGCAAGGAGGGCUCCGAGGAGACCGUCAUCAUCGGGCUCCGGCUGGAGGACACGGACGACAUUUCCUUCAUGGAUAAAGGCUACCUGCGGGUGAGCGAGCGGUCUCGGGUGAAGCUGAGGGUCUAUGGGCAGAAUAUCAACAACGAGACCUGGUCCAAGAUCGCCUUCACGGAGCACGAGCGGAGCCGGGCGGCGGGGGGCUUUGACAGCUCCCCGGGGGACAACCAGAGCCGGGAGGACUCGUCCGGCUCGCAUCCUUGCGGAAUCAGGACUUCGGAUAUAAUCAUAUUGCCCAACAUCAUAUUGAAUCGGAAGACGUCCGGAGUGGUCGAGAUCGAGGUCAAACCCCUGCGGAAGACCGAGAGGAGUAAAGCGUACUACCUUUGCAUCGCCACCUCCACGCCGGCGGCGGCCGGGCUGCACGACCCGUGGACGGAGAACACCUGGAUCUACCACGACGGGGACGACACCAAGGUGAUCGUGGUGGAGGAGAAGAAGUUCCUGCUGCCUUUCUGGCUCCAGGUCAUCUUCAUCUCCAUGCUGCUGUGCCUGUCCGGCAUGUUCAGCGGCUUGAACCUGGGGCUCAUGGCCCUGGACCCCAUGGAGCUCCAGAUCGUCCAGAACUGCGGCACGGAGCGGGAGAAGAACUACGCCAAGAAGAUCGAGCCGGUCCGGAGCCAGGGCAACUACCUGCUCUGCUCGCUCCUGCUCGGGAACGUGCUGGUGAACACCACGCUGACCAUCCUGCUGGACGACAUCGCCGGCUCCGGGCUCAUCGCGGUGGUCAUGUCCACCAUCGGGAUCGUCAUCUUCGGGGAAAUCGUGCCGCAGGCCAUCUGCUCCAGACACGGCCUGGCCGUGGGGGCGAACACCAUCUUCCUCACCAAGUUCUUCAUGCUGCUCACCUUCCCGGCGUCCUACCCGGUGAGCAAGCUGCUGGAUUACCUGCUCGGGCAGGAGAUCGGCACCGUGUACAACCGGGAGAAGCUGCUGGAGAUGCUGCGCGUCACGGACCCGUACAACGACCUGGUGAAGGAGGAGCUGAACAUCAUCCAGGGCGCGCUGGAGCUCCGGACUAAAACCGUGGAGGACGUCAUGACGCCGCUGAGAGACUGCUUCAUGAUGCCGGGCGACACGAUCCUGGACUUCAACACCAUGGCGGAGAUCAUGAGGAGCGGCUACACGCGCAUCCCGGUGUUCGAGGGCGAGAGGUCCAACAUAGUGGAUCUGCUGUUCGUCAAGGACCUGGCCUUCGUGGACCCGGAUGAUUGCACGCCGCUCAAAACCAUCACAAAGUUUUACAGCCACUCGCUGCAUUUUGUGUUUAAUGACACCAAGCUGGACGCGAUGCUGGAGGAGUUUAAAAAAGGAACAUCCCACCUGGCCAUAGUUCAGAGGGUGAACAAUGAAGGCGAGGGAGACCCCUUCUAUGAGGUUCUGGGAAUUGUCACCCUGGAGGACGUUAUUGAAGAAAUAAUCAAGUCAGAGAUCCUGGAUGAGACUGACUUAUACACCGACAACAAGACGAAGAAGAAAAUCACCCAUCGGGACAGGAAGCAGGACUUCUCGGCCUUCAAGCCCACUGACAAUGAAAUGAAGGUUAAAAUAUCACCUCAGCUUCUGCUGGCUGCCCUGCGUUUCCUAGCUACAGAGCUGGAGCCGUUCUUUCCGGCGCAGAUGUCAGAAAAGAUCCUGCUGCGAUUGCUGAAACUCCCCAACGUCAUCCAGGAGCUGAAAUAUGACGCCAAUAACAAGCGGGCAGCAGAGCACUACCUCUUCCACAGGAACAAGCCUGUGGAUUAUUUCAUCCUGAUCCUGCAGGGGAAAGUGGACGUGGAGGCAGGAAAAGAGGAGAUGAAGUUUGAAGCAGGACCGUUCUCCUUCUACGGGAUGAUGGCUCUGACAGCGCCGCCUGUGCCGCUGUCUCUGUCUCGUACGUUCACCGUCAGUAGGGCAGAAUCAUUAGCGGGAUCUCCAGAGAACAAGUCUCCUCCGCGCUCGUUUGGCCUGAACCACUCAGACUCUCUGAACAGGAGCGAUCGCAUCGAGGCCAUCACGCCGACGCUGGGCAACAGCAACAACCAGCUCAACUCCUUGCUUCAUAUGUACGUCCCCGAUUAUUCUGUCAGAGCGAGGUCGGACCUGCGGUACAUCAAGGUGACGCGCCAGCAGUACCACAACGCGGUGAUGGCGUCACGGAUGGACAAGACCCCCCAGUCCACAGACAGCGAGCUCACCAAGAUCGAGCUCACGCUGACGGAGUUCCACGACGGCGUGGAGAUCCCGGCCAUCGUCACCACCACGGCCAGCACCACGAGCACCUCCCCCGCCGUGGCCGUCGCCACGGCCAACGAGACGUCCCACCUGCUGAACCAGCAGCAGAACUGUGUGGGCCUGAGCCGGAGCAACCACAGCGCCCACAACGAGGGACCCAUGUAGCCCUCAACCCCCCCUCCCCCCGCUGUGGCCGGUGGAGACCCUCCACCUUGUCCCCUGGACACGCAUGGAGCAGUGGCGUCGGGCGAAGAGGGAAAGUGGGCGGAAUCAGGGUUCUGCUCCGACCCGAAGCCCCGGUUCAGUCAGUGAGACGUUUCCGCUGCAGGGGUCGAUGGCAGCAGCGGGGCCGACGGGUCACCGGAACACCCCCCCCCUCCCCCCCGCUGCGCUGACGGGACCAGCGAAACGAGUUUUUCAACGGACUGGAGGGCGACGGAGUGCAGGUCCGCUCGCAACACGGUGCAAAGCUCGCUGGACUUUCUCCUCAGGCCAAAGACUUUGGUCCCGCCCCCAUCCCGCCGUCCUCCUCCGUCCCGUCACUGUGAAGCGAACCCUCCACGCCGGCGCUUCCUGCAGGGAGGCUCAGGCGACUGCUGGUCCAAUCAGACUCACACACAGAGCGACGGCCCGUCACAGACUGCACCAAAAUAAACCGCUAAACCGAGAACCAAGAAUGUUUUGUUUGUUUUCUUGUAUUUAUUUAUUUUAUAAUAUUGUUUGUAUAUAUGUACACGUGGAGAAGUGAAAAAUAAACUAAGAGCAUGCCUCCCCAGAACAUGCUACAUAUAUGAACACCCGCUCAUGUACAUGAGGAGGUGAGAGUCUUUUACAGAAACACUAUUAGAUCUUAUUAUUUUUACUAUUAUCCUAAAUCAGGCUCAUAGUGUCUUUUUCACCUUUUAAAAGAAAAAACAAAACAAAAAAAAACAAAUCACACUAUUGCCUUGGAGAGAAAUUCUAUGAUUAGUUACUUUAACAAAGUGCAAUGAACAAUGAUUUAUUUAAGAGAUGAUUAUAAAAGAUAAUUCAGUGUAUUCUAAGUCGGCAGAUGUAUUUGUAUGUUUGUGCCGUGUGCAAACCGGUAUUUGUCUUUUUGAGACGCGCUCAGCUGCGUCUCGUCCUCUUUGUCUGUGUCGCGUUUUUGACCUGGAGCUCGUCCGGCUCAGGCGGCGCCUUCACCAGUGACUGCGGCGUAGUUUGGGUGGGGGAGGGAGUGAAAGUGCCAACCAACAAAGGAAUCUAUGCAUGUGAGGUUAACGUGUUUUUUAUGCCUUUAGUUCAAUCGAACGUGAGAAUUGCACAGUAUUAAUGACCUCGUCCUAACACGUCAGAAAGAGCAACCUCGACUUUAAAUGAUGCACAGCUAAUGCUUCUCCACUGUUUUGCUUAUAAAUGUCUGUUUUUUUUUAUUAUUCUUUUUUUUUUAGCUGAUUUGGACACCAGGCUGUCUCAUUGUUUUGGCUUCCCUGCUGAUUGUAAUUAACAACCCCAAGCUUAAUAGUUAUUGACUUGAUCCGAUUUUAAGAUGUUCUUCAACAAUGCUGGCUGCUAUUAAAGAGACGUAUUUAUACAUCA